AUGGCGAUGGACACGGACACAAUACCGAACCUGCUGGGCGAUGCGCGGGACCAGGCGCCCGAGGAGCUGCAGGAGUACUUCAUCGCCUUCGAAGACUACUGGGAGAGGAAGCUGUGGCACGAGCUGACGGACAAGCUCAUCGACUUCUUCGAGCACCCGGAGAGCGCCAAGCAGCGGAUACCCUUCUUCGAGACGUUCAUCAAGAGCUUCGCAAACAAAAUCAACCAGCUCAAGCUUGUCACACUAGGCCUGAAUGACAAGGAGCGCCUCAAGUUCGUCAACGACCUCGCCGAGAGCGUCAACAAGCCCGCCUCACAAGACGCCUAUGUCUACGCCACAGUCGCCGCCGCCAGCAUCCAGCUGAGGUUACGAGACGAGGAAGGAGCCAAGAAGAAGCUGGACGAGUGCGAGCAGAUCCUCGACAACUUCGACUCGGUAGAGACGGUUGUGCAUGCCUCCUUCUACCGAGCCAGCGCAGAGUACUACAAGUCGAAGCACGAAUUUGCCGCCUACUACAAGAACGCCCUACUGUUCCUCGCCUGCGUCGAUCUUGCCGACCUCGAGCUCCGCGAGCGCCAGUCACGCGCAUACGACCUCAGCAUCGCCGCCCUUGUGUCAGACUCCAUCUACAACUUCGGCGAGCUGCUCCUCCACCCCAUUCUCGACUCGCUCGUCAACACACCCCACGCAUGGCUGCGCGACCUCCUCUUCGCCUUCAACCGUGGUGACCUCAGCGCAUAUGACGUCCUCUCGGGCAACAUCUCGAAGGUGCCUCUACUGAAGGAGCACCAGACCUUCCUCUACCAGAAGAUUUCUCUCGCAGCCCUCACCGAGACCAUCUUCCGCAGACCACCGCACGACCGCGCCAUGACCUUCACUGAGAUCUCGCAGGAGACGAAGGUGCAACCGAAAGAGAUUGAACAUCUGAUCAUGAAGGCGUUGAGCUUAGGCUUGGUCAAGGGUCAGAUUGACCAGGUUGCCGAGAUCGCGCGCAUCAACUGGGUGCAGCCCAAGGUCCUGGACAUGAAGCAAAUCGAGAGCAUGAGGGGGCGGCUGAAGGAGUGGGACGCAAGCGUCAACCAGUUGGGCAACUGGAUCGAGGGUGUUGGUAAGGACGUCUGGGCUGCCUGA
Molecule: messenger RNA, 1131 nt
Organism: Ascochyta rabiei
Lineage: Eukaryota; Fungi; Ascomycota; Dothideomycetes; Pleosporales; Didymellaceae
Product: 26S proteasome regulatory subunit
Exons: 3
Coding region: 1-1131 (376 amino acids)
Biological process (GO): ubiquitin-dependent protein catabolic process
Cellular component (GO): cytosol; nucleus; proteasome regulatory particle, lid subcomplex
Molecular function (GO): structural molecule activity
Source: RefSeq, a predicted model, not a curated record